AUGGCGAAAACGCCAACAUCAACAUCAGACAGCACCACCGCGCCGCCGCCCUCAGCCAUCGAGAUCGUCGACUGGGACGGCCCCUCCGACCCCACGAACCCAUUCAACUGGCCCUUAGGCAAGAAAUGGCUCGUGACGUUUCUCGCGCUCCUCGCCAGCUUCAGCACGAUGCUCAACGGCACCAUGAUCACGGUCGCGCACGAGGCCAUCAACGCGCGCUUCGGCGUCAGCGACGCCCGCUUCCCGCACUCCUACUGGCCCGUGACGGCGUGGGCGGCGGGCGGGGCGCUGUUCUCGCUGCUCGUGCUGCCCAUCAUGGAGGACUUUGGGGUGCGGCGCGUCUUCCUGGGGACGUACGGCGUCUUCCUCGCCUUCAUCGUGCCGCAGGCCGUCGCGCAGAACUUCGCUACGCUGGUCGUCUCCCGCUUUUUUAGCGGCGGCUGCGUGUCCAUUCUCGCGAACACGUCGGCCGGCGUCAUCGGCAAUGUGUGGGAGGACGAGCGCGGCCGCACCCUCCCCAUGACGCUGUACAUCACCGUGUACCUCGUCGGCAGCAGCAUGGGGCCGGUCAUUGGCGCCGCCGUCUUCGCCUCUCUGUCCUGGCGCUGGAUCUCGUACGUCCAGCUCAUCGUCUACGGCGCGCUGUUCAUCGUCUACGCCGCCCUGUUCCCGGAGAGCAGGGGCAGCGCGAUCCUCGGCCGGCGGGCACAGAGCCUGCGCAACAGCGGGCGGAACGCGUUCACGGCCGCGGAGGCCGACGCGGUACCGCUCCCGAGGCUCAUGCUCGACAGCGCGAAACGCCCCCUGCAAAUGCUGGUGACGGAGCCCGUCGUGCUCGCCGCCGCGCUCAUGGCCGCGCUCAUCAUCGGGCUGAUCUACCUAUUCACGCAGUCGGUCGAGCAAGUCUUCGUCGGGCUCUUCCACAUGACCGCCAUCGAAGCCGGGUACGUGCAGUCGGCCGUGAUAAUCGGGGAGUUGGUCGGGGGGCUCGGGGCGCUCGUGUCCGCGCGCUUGUAUUUCGCGUCCGCAAAGCGCAACACCGAGAUCCCUGGCGUGCCGAUCCCCGAAGCGCGGCUGUACCUGGCCGUCGUCGCGGCGUUUGCGGGCAUGGCCGGCGGCAUGUUCGUGUACGCGUGGACGUCGGUUUCUUCGCUGCCGUGGGUGGCGCCCGCGGUCGGGCUGGCCAUGGUCGGCGCCGGGAACGUCGUCGUCAUUAUUGGCGUCGCCGACUACCUCGUUGACGCGUAUGCCAAGUACGCGGGCAGUGCGAUUGCGGCUGUCACGCUGGGCGAGAACCUCUCGGCUGCGUUUUUGCCCCUCGCGGCCCAGAGCAUGUAUACCAACUUGGGGUAUCGCUGGGCGAGCAGCUUGCUCGGCUUUAUUGCGCUGGCUCUGUCGUUUUCGCCUGUUGUGUUGGUGGUUUGGGGACGCAAGAUUAGGGCAAAGAGCCCGUUUAUGAAGGAGGCGACUAAUGACAAGAAGAAGGAGUCGGAGGUUUCUAAGGUCGGAUAG
Molecule: messenger RNA, 1512 nt
Organism: Aplosporella prunicola CBS 121167
Lineage: Eukaryota; Fungi; Ascomycota; Dothideomycetes; Botryosphaeriales; Aplosporellaceae
Exons: 1
Coding region: 1-1512 (503 amino acids)
Biological process (GO): transmembrane transport
Molecular function (GO): transmembrane transporter activity
Source: RefSeq, a predicted model, not a curated record